Lycium ferocissimum is the source of this 2359-nucleotide messenger RNA. RefSeq names its product NAC domain-containing protein 75-like. The record is from RefSeq and is a predicted model, not a curated record. Gene Ontology annotation, cellular component: nucleus. Gene Ontology annotation, molecular function: transcription cis-regulatory region binding; DNA-binding transcription factor activity. NCBI's taxonomy places the organism in Eukaryota, Viridiplantae, Streptophyta, Magnoliopsida, Solanales, Solanaceae. Gene Ontology annotation, biological process: regulation of DNA-templated transcription.
AUCUCUUAAUUGGCUUCAGUUAAAGUAAGAGGGAAUUCUGGAGGGGUUAAAGUUGGUUUUAUAUAUAUCUUCAUCCUCACCCCCCUUAUUCUUCUCUCUUCUUUCACCUCUUCUCCUCCCUUUUUCCAGUUUUUUAGGUCCACAGGAUUCUUGAUAUCUAUGAAGCUUUUCAAAGGGUUCUGCCUGAUACCAAGAUUUCCUUAGAGGAUCAUAUGGAAGAAUUUUAGCUGAGGUAAUAGUUUAGAAAAAGAAAGAAUCAAUUAUCUACCAAUAACCAAAAAAAAAAAAAAAGCAAUGAAUAAGAGUAGUCAUCAGUUGGGAUCCAUAAGCAGUUCUGAUCUAAUUGAUGCAAAGCUUGAAGAGCACCAAUUGUGUGGAUCUAAGCAGUGUCCUGGUUGUGGACACAAGCUUGAAGGAAAGCCGGACUGGGUAGGUCUACCAGCAGGAGUGAAGUUUGACCCAACAGAUCAAGAAUUGAUAGAACACCUUGAAGCAAAAGUAGUGUCUAAAGAAUCAAAAUCUCACCCUUUGAUUGAUGAGUUCAUUCCUACUAUUGAAGGAGAAGAUGGGAUUUGCUAUACACAUCCUGAGAAACUUCCAGGUGUUACAAGGGAUGGGCUAAGUAGGCAUUUCUUCCACAGACCAUCAAAAGCAUACACAACAGGAACAAGAAAAAGAAGGAAAAUCCAAACAGAAUGCCAAGACUUGCAAGCUGGGGGUGAAACCCGUUGGCACAAGACAGGCAAGACUAGGCCAGUAAUGGUGAAUGGGAAGCAAAGAGGGUGCAAGAAAAUUCUAGUUCUCUACACAAACUUUGGGAAGAACCGGAAACCGGAGAAGACAAACUGGGUAAUGCAUCAAUACCAUUUGGGACAACAUGAAGAAGAGAAAGAAGGUGAACUUGUGGUGUCAAAGAUAUUCUAUCAGACACAACCAAGGCAAUGUAAUUGGAGUAACACUACUAGCAGUGCUGGAGGUGGAGAUCAAGCAAACAGUGAUAAUGUUAAUAGCAGAAGGGAUAGUGGGAGCGGGAGUUGUUCUUCAUCAAAGGACAUCAAUAAUACUAAUAUCCCUUCUUCUCAUAGGGAUGAAUUGUCUGCUGCUGUUUGUGCUGCUAUGUCAACUUAUACUACUAUGGAUAAUAUUCAACAAUUCAAACCUGAACAUUUUAGCUUUCUCCCAUUUAGGAAAACCUUUGAUCAUGAGGCAGGCAUUGUAGUAGGUGAAGGUUCAAUUGCAAGGGAAGGUGGCCCGGCAGCAGCUGCAGCAGCGGACGAACGUGACAUGGGUGAGCCACAUGAUCCUCAGCUGCACCAACACCAACACCAACACCAACACCAACAGCAUCAUCUGGUUUCGACCACUGCGUUCCACAUUAGCAGGCCAACGCCGCCAAUAUCAGCCAUUUUAACUCCGCCUCCUCUCCAUAACACAUCCGUUAUUCUCGGUGAAGAUGCCUUCCAUGUUCCCAGAUCAAUAAUCCUUCCAAAUGACAACUUUCAGACAAUACAUGAUCACAAAUAUGAUUAUGUUCGAGUUGUUCUAAUUGAGUGUAUCAUCUUUCGGCAGCAACAGCAACAACAGCAGCAGCAACAACAUCAUAAACUAGGAGGAAGGUCUGCAUCUGAAUUGGAACAAUUAAUUAUGGGCUGCACUUCAACUGAUAUCAAAGGAGAGUCUUCCAUCGCAAACUCUCAAGAUGCUGACUGGUUGAAGUACUCACAUUUCUGGCCUGACCCUGACAACCCCGAUCAUCAUGGCUAGGAAAACUCCCAUAUACACGCAUAUCAUCAUAUUACUAUUUCAAGCCUUGUUGAAGUUUGCACAAAUAAGUCAACAAUUCAAAGAGGACCAAAACUAUAUACUACUAGUAUAUAUAUAUAUAGUUAUAUACUUUUUUUCUUUCAAUUCACUAUAUAUGAUCUUUUUCAACUGAAAGUUAAGGUACUGCAUGAGAUCUGAUAGCUCAACUGAACUCUAACACUACCAAUUCAACUAAUGUUGGAAAAGCAAAGAAAGAAGAAGAAAAAGAAGGAGACAAAGAAAGGCUGCUCUCCUGUGACAGAGGCAAACUCCAAAAGAGCCAAAGCGAAUGCAUCUGCAUGAAAAUCAUCACCACUAUGAUUACCAUGUUAUCUUUAUUUCAUCUUCUUAUUAUUUGUUUAUUUUUUUUUUUCUUAUAAAAUUUCUUUUGUUGUUGUUUUUGCCACAUGAAACACCCUAGGAAGAUUUAUGCAAAGUGCAUACCGAACUUUGUUAAUUGCGUCUAUGGACAGUCACUUUUUAGAGUAGAAUACUUUCUUUUUUGGGACACAAAAUAUUUCCCUUUAUAGAAAUGAAAUGUGAUAUUGAUUCUGUA